Loa loa (African eye worm) is the source of this 251-nucleotide messenger RNA. RefSeq lists its product as hypothetical. NCBI's taxonomy places the organism in Eukaryota, Metazoa, Nematoda, Chromadorea, Rhabditida, Onchocercidae. The transcript is spliced from 2 exons. Bases 6 to 251 code for a protein of 81 amino acids. The record is from RefSeq and is a predicted model, not a curated record.
CACAAAUGUAUCUAUCAUCGCAGCUUGAUGGCGAUACAAUGACGGGAAAGAGUUUAUUACAUUCACGAAGGAUAUUCUCAUCCCUGUUAUCACGAUCAAGCGGCAGCCGAUAUCAUAAAAAGAGACAGUCACAAAGAGAGUUUUCAUUCGAUGUGGGCUUAGCAAGUGAUCAAAAGCGGAAAUCAAGCAAAAAACGAUCAAAAUAUCGAUCACUUCGUUCAAUGCUUUACGGCUUGAAUUUGAAACAGUAA